GGUGGAUAUUAAAAGCUUUGCUGAUUUGCAGUGCGCGCACACGCUUCUCACAGUCCACCAUCUUACUACUAUUUAUAUCGUUGAGUUGGCUGGGGAACUUGCUUUCUUCCGCAAAUCCAUUUGAGGCAGUCUCGGUUAACUCCAUGAAGGCUCUUAUUACCUUUAUUUUCAGUUUGACGUCCCUUUUCUUCUCGUUCUCAUUGUUUACAGAAACUGGAGGAGCUGCUGCAGAGAAGGAUGGUGUUUAUAUUGUGUACAUGGGAGCAGCAGCUUCGAGUAAGGGUUCGUUAAGGGAUGAUCAUGCUCAACUUCUAAGUUCAUUGUUAACACGGAAAAAGAAUGCCCUUGUACACAACUACAAAUAUGGUUUCUCUGGGUUUGCAGCAAUUCUAUCCGAAGAAGAGGCUCAUUCGAUUGCCAAGAGACCAGGAGUUGUAUCAGUCUUCCCUGAUCCGGUGUUAGAACUCCAUACAACUCGCUCAUGGGAUUUCUUGAAGUAUCAAACUUCGGUGGAGGUCGAAUCCAAUCCCAACUCAGAUUCAAACUCAACAUCUCAAGAUUCGGAUGGGGCCAUCAUUGGCAUCUUAGAUACAGGAAUUUGGCCAGAAUCAGAGAGUUUUAAUGACAAGGCCAUGGGUCCAGUUCCAUCACGAUGGAAUGGUACUUGCGCACGAGAACAGGAUUUCAACGCUUCCAACUGCAAUAAAAAGAUAAUUGGGGCAAGGUCCUAUGAUGUGGACCAAAGAUCGAUAAUAAAGUACCAUUCGCCGAGGGAUAUGAUUGGGCACGGCACUCAUGUAGCGUCAACCGCAGGGGGAAGUGAGGUUCAGGGUGUAUCUUACUACGGCUUGGCGGCAGGGACAGCCAAGGGUGGAUCCCCAGGGUCAAGAAUAGCUAUGUAUGCAGUAUGUUCCCCUCACAAUGGAUGCAGUGGGUCCAGUAUAUUAGCAGCAUUUGACGAUGCGAUUUCUGAUGGGGUUGAUGUGCUAUCACUGUCCCUUGGAGCACCAUCAUUUCUAAAACCAGAACUUGCUAAUGAUCCCAUUGCCCUUGGAGCAUUCCAUGCUGUGCAGCAUGGAAUUAUUGUGGUUUGCUCCGCAGGAAACGCUGGCCCAACCCCUGGAUCAGUUGUGAAUGCUGCACCUUGGAUAGUGACCGUUGCUGCUAGCACAAUCGACCGAGAUUUUGAGUCUGAUGUUGUACUGGGGGGCAAUAAAGUAAUUAAGGUAAUGAUUUUCUUUGGCCCCCUUUCCUGUCUUCUUGUUGGCCGGUUUCGUCAUUUUUAUUCUUUAACUGAUAUACAGGGUGAAGGUAUUAAUUUCGCUGACAUACAAAAGACUCCAACAUACCCGAUUAUAUAUGCAAAAUCAGCCAAGAAAAGUGGAGCAGACGAAAAUGACGCGAGGAACUGCAACCCAGAUUCCAUGGACCAAGGAAUUAUCAAGGGAAAGAUUGUUGUUUGUGACAAUGAAGAUUCGUUAUAUGCACCGAGUGAGAAAAAAGAUGAAGUGAAGAAGCUUGGAGGCAUCGGGGUAGUCCUGAUCGAUGAUGAAUCAAGAACGGUGGCUUCCACUUUUGGUAUAUUUCCCAUGACGGUUAUCAGUUCAAAGGAUGCCGCCAAGGUUCUCUCCUACAUCAACUCAACAAAAAAUCCGGUCGCCACAAUCUUGCCUACGACAUCACCAACAAAGUAUAAACCAGCACCUAACAUAGCAUAUUUCUCAUCUAGAGGCCCUUCAACCAUCCCAAAGAAUAUUCUCAAGCCAGACAUUGCAGCACCAGGAGUAAACAUUCUUGCAGCAUGGAUAGGGAAUGACACAGUUGAGGCUCCAGAAGGCAAAGAACCACCACUAUAUAAUGUGAUCUCAGGAACUUCCAUGGCAUGUCCACAUGUUUCUGGAAUUGCCGCCACAGUCAAAUCAAGAAAUCCUAAAUGGAGUCCCUCGGCAAUCAGGUCAGCCAUUAUGACAACAGCAAUUCAAAUAAAUAAUUUGAAAGCCUCAAUCACAAAUGAGAAAGGUACAGCAGCUACACCAUAUGAUUUGGGUGCAGGAGAAGUAAGCACAACAGGACCAUUGCAACCUGGUCUAGUUUAUGAGACUACUACCAUUGACUACUUGAAUUUCCUCUGCUACAACGGUUAUGAUAUAUCUACAAUAAAAAAUAUCACGAACAAUAUCCCAGAUGGUUUUACUUGUCCUAAGGAGUCAAGUAUUGAUCUUAUAUCCAACAUCAAUUAUCCAUCAAUAGCAAUUUCCAAUUUCAACGAAAAAGCAGGCAGGAAAGUGAACAGAACCCUUACAAAUGUUGCCGGAGAUGAUAAAACAGAAGAUGCUAAAACAGUCUAUACUGUAAGCAUUGAUGCACCUGCAGGCCUAGAUGUUCGAGUGGUUCCAGACAAACUGCAAUUCACUAAAAAUGGUGACAAGUCAUCUUAUCAAGUGAGUUUCUCAGCCGUAAAUCCGCUAAAAAAUGACGUAUUUGGAUCCAUAACAUGGUCUAACGGAAAAUACAAAGUCAGAAGUCCAUUUGCUGUAAGCAGUAAAAACGAUGACUAGGUGCUAAAUCCUUAAUAAGCAUUAAAGCAAUGUGUAGAACAC
This is a messenger RNA of Durio zibethinus, 2600 nucleotides long. RefSeq names its product CO(2)-response secreted protease-like. Lineage: Eukaryota; Viridiplantae; Streptophyta; Magnoliopsida; Malvales; Malvaceae. Gene Ontology annotation, biological process: proteolysis. The record is from RefSeq and is a predicted model, not a curated record. Gene Ontology annotation, molecular function: serine-type endopeptidase activity.